Trichoderma asperellum CBS 433.97 is the source of this 1097-nucleotide messenger RNA. RefSeq lists its product as uncharacterized. Gene Ontology annotation, cellular component: eisosome; plasma membrane. The record is from RefSeq and is a predicted model, not a curated record. Lineage: Eukaryota; Fungi; Ascomycota; Sordariomycetes; Hypocreales; Hypocreaceae. Gene Ontology annotation, biological process: eisosome assembly; protein localization to plasma membrane.
CUUUCCGCCAAUUGUGUCAUUCGCCCGAUCGUGCCGAGCUGCACCAACUUCAGCUGUCACGGGCAAAAGAAUCCACCGAGCAAAAGAACAGCUCAAGGGAAUAAUAGACACGCCCUCCCCUGUCUGAUUAGGAGGAAUAAAACCCUGCCAUCUCCAGCCAAUUUUUUCGAGAUCGCAGAUCAAUCAAUCUUUCUUGUGUCAAACCAGCACACCAUACAAACCUCAUCGCCGCCAUGUCGAAACUCAUCAGUACCGUCGUGCGCAGCAUUGCGCUGAUCUGGACCUUGAUCAUCACGGCCCUCAUCGGCAAUGUCAUCGCCUCCAACCAAAAUGGCCACAUGCUGUCCAUCAACUUCACCAUGUUCGUCGCCGCUUGGUCUUGGGUUGCCUUACUCUAUGGCAUGUUUGCAACCUUCAUCGAAAGCAUCGCCGCGCCCUUCCUCAUCCUCUUCUUGGACGGCAUUGCCACUCUGCUCACCUUCAUCUGCGCCAUAGUGUUGUCCUCUGAGCUGCGUGCUCCCAACUGUGGCAACAUUCCCAACCAGCACCUGCCCGCCGACUGGAUCGGCUUUGGCGAUUACCCUCAUAAUGAGAAGAGGUGCCGCGAGAUUCAGGCCAGCACUGCUUUCAUGUGGUUCCUGUGGGUGUGCUUCACUGCCAUCUUCAUCUUCGGCAUCAUCGACGGUCGGACUGGGGGCUUCGGCGGUGGUUCAUCACGAUUCUCUCGCUCCAGUCGCUCCAGUCGCUCCGCUGCUCCCGCACCUACCAUGUCUCAGGUUUAAAUGGUCUUGCUGGGAGCCGUACUCUUAUUUGAUGAGCGUUCCUACACGCACGUUCUUUCAUUCGCUCAGCCGAUAUGAAAACAGCACUGCUGUCUUAUAAUAGUUGGUGUCGUGUCCCCGGUGGAUGCCAUCUAGCAAACGAGUGAGCUGGAUUCUUCACUUCAAAAAUGGUCUUUACAACAGCAGCGGGUCGGGGAAGGAAGAUUUUGUGCGUAUCGGUCAGCGGGGGUUGGCUAAUGGGAUAUGAACUUGCGUGAAAUUAAUACGUACAUUUAUGAAAUCGAUAUUUGGUAUUGGAUUCGUAUUGGCAAAGGU